Molecule: messenger RNA, 2826 nt
Organism: Octopus bimaculoides (California two-spot octopus)
Lineage: Eukaryota; Metazoa; Mollusca; Cephalopoda; Octopoda; Octopodidae
Product: endonuclease/exonuclease/phosphatase family domain-containing protein 1
Biological process (GO): DNA repair
Cellular component (GO): plasma membrane
Molecular function (GO): DNA binding
Source: RefSeq, a predicted model, not a curated record
AUCUGAAAAGAAGAUAAGAUAAUCACGGUUGGAUGUCUUUAAUCAUAGAUUCGCACGAUCAGAGGUGACAUGGAACUAAGAAGCAACAACUAUGAAAUCUAAGAAUUUAAGAAGGCAAUGAACAUUCAGAAACAAUAAGGCUCCUGCUAGGAUUAAUAGAUUAAGAGCCAGUAAUGUAUUAGGAUUUAUUCAACGAUUAAGCUUUCUCGUCAAAAAUUGGCCAUGUGCCCCAAGAAAAUCAAUAUAAAACUCAGAGCAGAGUGAGACUGCAGCCACGUUUGGGUUAGGGAUUCCAACGUUUUAUAUUUUAAUUUAUUUAUUUCUGUUUAUUUAAUUAUUGAAAAGAACAACAGACGUUUCGACAUACCAUUUGAAUUCAUUUUAAAAAUAAACUGUACUAAUCUCAAUAAAUUAAUGGUAAAUCUCAAUGCAUCUCGUCAAAACACCCGUAGCAAUUUCAAAUCAUAUGUGAUCUUGAUGCCCUUCAGAAAGGCAUGAAAAUUACACAACCUCCACCUGUUCUAUAAAUCUACAAGUCUCGUGCCCAUGAAAAAAAAAAUCAAUAUUAUAACUCGAGAGAGAGUAUUAAUAUUUAUCUGUAAACACUAUAUCCAAUUAUAGAAGAUGACUUAGAAUAAACAUCAGCCACAGAUGAUUACAACAUGCAGCAACAACCUUACCUACGUUUAAGUAAAAAGAGCACAAAAACAAAACAAGAACAAGAAAAAAAGGAAGGUGAAGGUUUUCUAUUUUCACUUGAGAGGAUGAUAUUUUGUAGUAGACAACUUACUUAAUGGAACGGAAUAUUUUGGUUACCAUAAACGAAGAACAUGAAUCAAUCAAAAAUGGGCUCUGAAUUUCCAUCCAUUCAAUGAAACUGAAAAAAAGGACAAAAAGAAAUAAAUACUCAAUGAAGUGAUAUUACCUGUGGGGUUCCACUAUGGGUGGAAUGAAUAGUUGUUGUUUACCUCAAAAAUUUGCUUUUAAAGAUGGUGAACACUCAAGUUCUUUCUCCAGUAGUAGAUAUCAUGGCCGCAACUUCAGUGCGGCCUUCAACCUUUCCAGUCUGGGUGAUGAAGGAGACAACAAUCAAGGCCUAAUAAAUAUUAAUAAUUCAACGGAAGAGGAGCUGAUGACAUUACCUGGAAUUAACCGAAGCAUAGCUCAGAAUAUUAUUGAAUAUAGAUGCAGAAUUGGGGGGUUUAAAAAAAUCGAAGAUUUAGCACUUGUGUCUGGUGUAGGAGCAGCUAAACUAAGUGUUCUUCGUCAAGAGAUAUGUGUAAGUACGAAAAAAGGCAGUUCACAUGACAGUUCUCCUUGUAGUAGUAGUCAGGAUGUUAACUCCAAUGAACAUUGUAUAAAAGAUAUUCGUUGCUCCAAUAGCAGCAAUCAGUUACACGUUAAUGUAAAUAUAGCAAAUGUGUUUCAGUUGAUGAAAAUAAAGGGUAUUGAUCAAACUGUAGCCGAAAAUAUUGUUUCUUAUAGAGAUAAAAAAGGACAUUAUAAAACAAUUGAAGAUCUUCUUAAAGUGAAAAGUAUAAGUGCUGGAUUAUUAGGUGCAAUACGACAUAAUCUCAUACUGAGUGAUACUGGUAGUAAUACAGCCGUUGUUUCGACGACAACAAAUAGGACUAGAAGUACAACACUAAGAGAUAGCCAUACAAAUGAUUAUUUUUAUAACUUAAUUAACAAAGACACUGAUAUGAGUUCACUAACAAAACACGACGAUUCACUUCACGAACUUAUUCAGCUAUUAGGUCCAUUGGCUAAGAAGUCAGUUCGACCAAAAGUUCAAUCUUUCCCAUUCAAAAGAAACAACAUAUCAGCUUUACGAAUUGCAACUUGGAAUCUUGAUGGAUGUUCAUUUGAAAAAAUUUCCAAUCCUGGAGUAUGUGAUGUUAUUUGUAUGACUGUACUUGAAAAUGGGUUAGGACUUCUUGCUUUUCAAGAAAUCACAGACAUGCAAGCUCUUAAAAAGAUAUGUGAUGAACUGAAUCAUCCAAGACUUUCUAAUGUUCGUAAAUGGAAAGGAAGGAACAGAAAAUGGGAAUAUGUGAUGGCAAACCCUAAUAUUGAGAAUGUCGAACACAGUGGCUUCAUUUAUGAUGUAGAACAAGGAAUUAAAUUAACUGGAACUAAUCUACAAAAUAUCAAGCCUUCUCAAGAAUGUCCUUUUGAGUGCCAAGCUUUGUCUGGAUUUUUCCAGGUGAAGAAUUUUCAUUUUAUUUUUGUGAAUGUAUAUCACAAGCUUGCUUCCAUCAAGGAUUUCCAUAAAGAGAAUCACACUGGUCAUAUGAUUAAUAUUUUGCAUAACAUCAAAAAUAUAUCUACAGAGGAAAAUCACAUAAUUAUUUUUGGUAAUCUGGAUGUUGAACUUGGACUAGAAGUAAAAGAAUUACUGCAAGAACAUGGUUACAUUCAGUGUGUAGUCACUGAAAAACCUAGCAUGUUACCUCUUGAGUUGAAUCGCAGUGUUAGUCAACCACAUCUCAAAAGAAGUAACAGUAGCUACAAUAGCAGUGUCAGUUUGUGUAGCCAUUUAGCUUGUUCCAAAACAAUGGCAGGAAACAUUUGGUUCAAUAAAAAUUCAAAGCACUUAUAUACAGGUUAUAAUGAGAUUAUUUCUAAAGGUUUAACAAAUAUAUUAAUCCCCAAUGGCUGGAGCUGGGGCGGUGCAGUCAGUAAAUACUAUCCAGCCUGGGCUGAAUUCUACACGGAAAACAACUUGAGCCAACAAUGUUUCACUCCCGGCUUAGAGAGUAUCAGAUUUACGUUAACAGACUGAAUUUUCUAGAGAAUUAAAAUCUUAUAAAUUUAUGAAACUAA